GGCCGGGCGGGGAGGGGAGGGGAGAUGGAGCCUGCGGCCGGGCCCCCCCUUCCCGGCCGCUACCCUCAGCGCCUGCCGGCCGCUGCGGGGCUGACCUGAGGCCGCCUGCCCCGACGCGGUCGCGCAGGGCUCUCCCCGUCCUGACCGAGCCGAGCCAAGCCGGGGCUCCCGGGGAAGCCCCGCGCCGCCUCCCGGGCACAAGAAGGCGCCGCUGCCGGCGGGCUGAGGGAGUUUCUGCAAUGGAGAAGAGGGAAGGCGACAGUCAUACCAUUGAUCAGAAUGCAGGCCAGAGCAUCGUGCCGAGGAGAAACAGAGGAAACCUUAGCAACUUGAAUGUGGAUAUGCAAGCUACCAAUCCACCAGAAGUAGCUGCACUUUUUAAUUUACAUCAAGCACACCAUUUUGGUGAGUUUGAACACUCUUCAGAACAGCACUGCAAGCAGGAUCUGUUUCCCAAGUGGCACUUACCAAUGAAGAUAGCAUCUGCGAUCUCAUUAUUAACAUUUAUUUACACUUCUCUAAGAGAUGUCAUAUAUCCUUUUGUAACAAGAAAUGAAAAUGUUUUCUAUAAAAUUCCAGUCCUUGUCAUAAACAAAGUUUUACCGGUGGUUUCAAUUACCCUGUUAGCACUGGUAUAUUUACCAGGAAUAUUAGCGUCUGGUUUCCAGCUGUACUUUGGCACUAAGUAUAAAAGGUUUCCCCAGUGGCUGGAUAGAUGGAUGCUGUCAAGAAAGCAAUUUGGACUUCUCAGUUUCUUCUUCGCUACAAUGCACGCCUGCUAUAGCCUAUGCUAUCCAAUGAGAAGAUCGUACAGAUACAAGCUGCUCAACUGGGCAUUCCAGCAGGUCAAACAAAAAAAAGAAAAUGCCUGGAUUGAACAUGAUGUUUGGAGAAUGGAGAUUUAUGUGUCGCUAGGAAUUCUGGGACUUGCUUUGCUGGCUUUAUUGGCAAUAACUUCAAUCCCAUCUGUCAAUCACUCUUUGACCUGGAGAGAGUUCCACUACAUUCAGAGCAAGAUGGGAUAUGUAGCUCUGCUGCUAUGCACACUUCAUGCAUUGGUAUUUGCUUGGAAUAAGUGGGUUGAUGUUAACCAAUUUAUCUGGUACACACCACCUUCAUUUAUGGUAGCAGUUUUUCUUCCUAUUGUAGUCCUGCUCUGUAAAUGCAUACUGCUCCUCCCGUGUUUCAGGAAGAGGAUAAAAAAGAUCAGAUGUGGCUGGGAAGCCAACACACAAACCAAUCAAACCAGCAUGACUUCCAGGCUGUAGAUCACAUAUGGACAUUUCCUGUCUGCUGUAUGCAAAUAUGCUCAAGUCCAGAAAACGUUCAAUUGUGAGCUCUGUUUUCAUAUUUUUCUUAGAUGUUACUUGUUUACUUUUCAUUUCAGCUGCAAAGGUAUCGGAUACUUGAUACAACCGGGACCUUUACUGAGACAGAAAUUGAAAACAUUCAUUUUACACUUUAAUCUAUUUGGUGUUCUGGUAUUUGAUCAUUUCUUUCUUCUGACUCAUUGCUCUUAAAACGCCAGUACUUCAUCACCUCUAUCGUAAUUCUUUCUUUGGCAAAAGCAAUCAUAAAUCAUCGGUCCAGAUGACCACAGAAAGUAAAUAAAUCAUUACACCGCAGAAUCCAGGAAUGCUUUCUGCAUCCCACAGACAUGUUUGUUCCCUGGUUAAAUCUCAGUGUUAUAAAGGGAAAACAAUUUGAAUAUUUAUUAUCCUGUCCCCCCUUAUCCCCAGCAUCCUACAUUUCUGCAGAAUGGAGACCUUAGCACAGAAGCCACACAAAAAGUUUGUUGCAUUCCUACCACAUAUUGAAUUUAGACAAUCAGGCAAGCAGAAUUCCAGGGAACUUUGCAAGGCAAAUCUCUCCUGAGGCUUAGGUAAAGUCUAAAAUAAGAUGUUUUAGUCUCAGAUCUACAUCUUAUACAGGACUAGGUGUGUCUGUUUAUUUAGAACCAAAAAACAUUUUCCUUUUUUUUUUUUUUCCAUGAACACAUUCUUUUGUUUCUGAUGCUGGAAAUUUUCCAUGCCUUUGACCCAAGCCUGCUGCCGCUGACAUGUGCUAAUCUUUAUUAACACAAAUUAUUCCAGUGGGAUAGCUCACACGUCAGGUAAAUGUGUUUCACUGUUUACUCUAGGCCAGCACAAUUGUGUGACUGGAAGAAAAACAUCAAAAAUAGGCAUUUGAAACUUGGCAUUGAUUUGGUGAGAUUUUCAUGUAAAAUCCAUUCUGAAUACAUUUGCUUUUAGUAAAAUUUUAGUAUAAGCUGAUGAAACUUCACUUUCUUUCUGUUACAUAGGCCUGUCUGAAUGUUUUAAAUGCGUAAUUCACUUAUUAGCAUCUAUUUUUAAAUAUGUUAUGCAGUAGUUAAUAUAUUCACAUCACUGCCAGUUUCCCUGCGUGAGCUGACUAGGACAUGGACUGAUGGUGCCAGCUAUUGCUGGGAUCACCCAAAUGAGAAUUGUAACUGGUAAUGGCUCUGUUAUUAAACAAACAGGAAAACAAUGGUUACAUAAAAAUAUAUGUAACACAUGGUGCUAAUGGUUCUGCAGCUAAUAAUCCUGUUGUACAUUUGUGGACUUGGUACACUGAGCAUAAUUAACACAUUAAAUAGCUACAGAGAU
This is a messenger RNA of Oxyura jamaicensis (ruddy duck), 2627 nucleotides long. It is a transcript of the gene STEAP1, whose product is annotated as STEAP family member 1. Lineage: Eukaryota; Metazoa; Chordata; Aves; Anseriformes; Anatidae. The transcript has 5 exons. Bases 240 to 1268 code for a protein of 342 amino acids. Gene Ontology annotation, cellular component: endosome; plasma membrane. The record is from RefSeq and is a predicted model, not a curated record.